Messenger RNA from Phytophthora nicotianae INRA-310, 711 nucleotides. RefSeq lists its product as hypothetical. The transcript has a single exon. Gene Ontology annotation, cellular component: membrane. Bases 82 to 540 code for a protein of 152 amino acids. NCBI's taxonomy places the organism in Eukaryota, Oomycota, Peronosporomycetes, Peronosporales, Peronosporaceae. The record is from RefSeq and is a predicted model, not a curated record.
CACUGGUCAGGGGCAACAAGAAAGGAAUCCUCAGCUCCACUGCAUUCGUCAAUUUGCUCGCAAGCUCUCACCUUCUCCUCCAUGCUGGGCUCCAUCUCCGACAUCAAAGUGUUCGCUCUGAGCGCUUCGGUGCUUUACAUCAAGUUCCUGAUCUCGACCAUGAUCCAGGGUCGUAAAGCCUUCGCCGCCAACACGCGUAUGCCCGAGGACAAGACACUCGUGUGUAACAUGGGGAUCACUGUUGACACGGACGAGAAGACCAUCAAGGCGGCCGCAGAGGACGAAAUGCGGUGGAAGCGCAUCAUCCAGAACGACCUCGAAUCCAUGCCGCUCGCCUUCGUGGUUUUCUGGAGCGCCAUCACUGUGGGCGUCAGUCCUGCCAUCACUAAGACUCUCAUGCUCGCCUACACCGCCGCUCGCAUUAGUCAUACCGCCGUAUACUCCAUGAUCAUGCCGCGCGCACGUAUGAUCUGCUGGAUGGCCGGCAGCUUCUGCAUCGUGACUGCAGUGCUCCACACUGUGGCGGUAGCUCUCAUGUAGUAACUAAUAGACUGGCUGCUAUGAAUGAUAUGCAGUAUUCUAACAGAUUCAAUACAGCAAUGCUGGGUAUGUUCAAACGUUGCAUUGAAUAUCAAAUGAAUGCGUUGUAGCAGUUCUGACGCCUUGUUUUCUCUACUCUAACCACUCGACGUCGAGUUACUGGACGGAGCA